Molecule: messenger RNA, 9471 nt
Organism: Oxyura jamaicensis (ruddy duck)
Lineage: Eukaryota; Metazoa; Chordata; Aves; Anseriformes; Anatidae
Gene: NRG3
Product: neuregulin 3
Exons: 9
Coding region: 34-1338 (434 amino acids)
Biological process (GO): nervous system development; intracellular signal transduction; animal organ development
Molecular function (GO): chemorepellent activity
Source: RefSeq, a predicted model, not a curated record
UGUAACCACCAAACUGGUACAGUGAGACACAAAAUGCGUGUGAUAUUGCCCAAAUUUCUCACGAGUAAAGAUACUACAACAUACUCCACUGAGCGAUCUGAGCACUUUAAGCCAUGCAAAGACAAGGAUCUUGCAUAUUGUCUCAAUGAAGGGGAAUGCUUUGUGAUUGAAACCUUAACAGGAUCACAUAAACACUGCCGGUGCAAAGAGGGCUACCAAGGAGUCCGCUGUGACCAAUUUUUGCCGAAAACCGACUCAAUCUUGUCAGAUCCAACAGACCAUUUAGGAAUCGAAUUCAUGGAGAGCGAAGAAGUGUACCAGCGCCAGGUGCUGUCUAUUUCCUGUAUCGUCUUUGGCAUAGUCGUAGUGGGCAUGCUUUGUGCAGCAUUCUACUUCAAAACAAAGAAACAAACAAAGCAAAUUCAUGAACAGCUGAAAGAAACACAGAAUAGGAAAACCUACAGCCUAAAUGCUUCCAGCAUGAUGGCAAAGUCAGAGUGUAUGGCACAAAGCCGAGUCCAGCUGCAAAAUUACUCAAAACCAGAUAGGCAUCCUGGGCCUGUUCUGGACAAAGUUAUGGAGUCUAGCUUUUCAGGCCCUCAGUCUUUCCCAGAGGCCUUGUCUCCUGACAGAGGAACCCAGCCCGUCAAGCAACAUAGAAGUCUCUCUUCAUGCUGCAGCCCAGGACAGAAAAGUGGGAUGCUACAUAGAAAUGCCUUUCGGAGGACUCCUCCCUUACCUCGGGGUAGGUUCAAUGGAAUUACAGGACCAGCAUAUCAACAGCUAGAAGAGUCAAGGAUCACAGACCAGGACACAAUGCCUUGUCAUGGGUAUUCAUCCAGUGGUUUAAAAACUCCUCAGAAUACUCCAAUAAAUAUGCAACUGCCUUCAAGAGAAACAACCCCUUAUUUUAAUAACGUGGAUCAGAAGGACUUGGUCGGAUAUUCAUCUUCAAGGGCCAACUCAGUUCCCAUCAUCCCGUCUGUGGGCUUGGACGAAGCCUGCAUGCAAAUGCAAAAUGUUUCUGAAGUAACAGGCAUCAAAUGGUGCAAAAACUCCUAUUCAGCUGAACUUGUCAAUGUGAGUUCUCCAGUCAGUAAUUGUCUUAUAGCAGAACAACACGAAGUAAAAAUAUUGCUAGAAACUGUGCAGGAGCAGAUUCGGAUUCUGACCGACGCGAGGAGGUCAGAGGACUACGAACUGGCGAGCGUAGAAGCAGAGAGCAGCGUGAGUGAAAACACAGCGUUUCUGCCCAUGAGCCCCAUGGCCAAGUCAGAACGAGAGGCACAAUUUGUCUUAAAAAGUGAAACGCAAAGAGACUCAAUAUUGACCAAGUGACUUUGUGUGGGGGUUGUGGGAGGGGAAACGAGAUCUGUGCAUUUGAUGCUUUGCUAAACAGGAAAGGAGGAAAUUAAAUACAAAUUAUUUAUAUGCAUUAAUUUAAGAGCAUCUACUUAGAAGAAACCAAAUAGUCAAUCGCCCUCAUAUCAUAGUGUUUUUUAACAAAAUAUUUUUUUAAGGGAAAGAAAAGUUCCAGGAGGGAUAAGGCAUACAUCAGGUGCUUUCUAGGCAGGAUAUACAUACAGUUUCAGUUACAGAGCAUUUUAACACUGUCCUGUUUGGCUGUCAGAAGGCUUCGGCUAUGCAUCCUUUCUUCAGUAACGGCCAAGACCUUUCUUAGGUUCAUUCCUGAUUUCAGGGCAGUGCUGCAGCGCGUGCUGGCAGGGGCGCAGGUCCCGUAACCCCAGCACAGGGCUGGUCCCCUCUCCCCCUCUCCUCUUGGCUCCAGGUUCAUCCCGAGAGCAAACACAAACAGCUACUUCGUGGCACCUACUGUGGAGUGACCACCAGUCCCUAACUGAGCUAGACUCUCUACUUUACUUGAGUAUGUCAGUCAGCUUAAGAAGGUCAGCGGAAACGUCUAGGAGCUUCAGGUCAGGCCAAGCGUGGAGUGCGAUUGGGGCCUCUGGAGAUGCAGUGGCCAGGAGCCAGUGGCUGCCCCGUCUUCUUCUGAGCUUUGCCUAUCAGAGCUGCCUCGGUGGAGGAAGAACAAGAGAAACAAAGUGCAAAAGUGUGUGCUGCGGCAGGAUGGGUUGGUUUCUUUUGUAAGAGCGGGAAUGUAAACUCCAUUGUUCUUACCAACCCCUCAACAUUUCUAAAUUGUUAUACUUCAAAGGCAUUUGUAAGCUCUCAAGGAGCACUUCUGAGUGUGUGUGUAUUUUUUUUACCUUAUUUUUUUAUUAUUGAUUGUUCAGAGAUGAAUCAGGGAGGUUCAGUAUGAUCAAAGGCCGGCCGGUGAGUGUUCAUGCUGUCCUAAUUUGCUCCCGCUUUCAGUUCCUCGGUCACUUUAAUUAAUCGUGGCUUAGGCUUGUGAACUUUAAAGCUCCAGUCCUGCAGAUGGUACGGUAUGGGCAGACCUGUGAUCAUGCACACAGCUGAUUCGGAUGGGGCUAUACAUGAGCAGAUGGUUUCCACCAAAUCAAUCCCUGCUGGGGAUCAAGGCCUUAGAGAAGAAAUGUCGUUUCCUGGUUGCAGUAUCCCAAUUGCAUUAUAACCAUUUUUUGCAUUUGCUUUUGAGUCCCUCUUCUCCCCAGUAAAUUGUAACAUAACAUGCCAACAACACCAUGAAUUGGGUUCAGUGGCCCACACAUUGCAGUUUUUAUUAGCAUUAAAAUAUCUGCUUAUUUGUGGAGAAAAAGAAGAUGAACUAUAAUAAAUAAUUACCAAAUAGCCUUCCCUGGUUAAUGUCAGAAGAUUGAUUUUAAAACAAUUACCGUAUAUACAGAUUGUACUAAAAUAUUCCUUUGCAGCAAAUUAAUUGUUAAAUUUAUUAGAUGUGCCCCAGACUUUCCAGUUCACAAGUCUCAAGAUUUCCCAAAAUAGCACAAUUGAUCACACAGUGCUGUUGUAUGUUUAGUCAGAAUAAAGCAAUAUUUUAACCUCUGUCAAGUAAAUUUCAAAAAGAAAUGCUGAAGGUGUAUGUCAUUUAUUUUGUGCCUAGUUAAGGCAUUAAAAAAAUUCCUAUUCACAAGUCUUCAUUCAGCAAGUCUUAUUUUGGGUUCCUUUUGUUUUAUUUUGGUUUGGUUGUUGUUUGUUUGUUUUGUUUAUGUGUGUGUGUGCUUUUUGUUUGUUUUGUUUUGUUUUUAAGAUAAAAGUUGAUAAAAUUGUCUUGUUUACAAAACUUUCUAUGGCUGUAAUCUUUGCUGUGUGUUUUCAAUAAAAGUGUAUUUGAGGGCAAGCUAUGCUUUAUGCCCCAGGGUGGAGCAUGCUUCAUUCAGACUCCCUUCCUCAAAGCUACAGAGCUUUUCCUGUAGCAGUAAGAUGAGACUUUAGCCAGGGAUCGGUCUCUCCAUGACAUAGUUCUGCACUAUGUGGUGGCUGGGCACAAUCUCAUUGAGCAUGAGCUGAGCUGCCUGCGGUCAGCAUGGCACCAAGCCCACACCAAAUAAACCCUCUGAAAAAUAAGGUGUGUUAGGUGGGGCUCAAUUUCACAUCAGUACGUUUGCGUGACUUUUCUGGUAGCUGUUUGCAUCUUGCCAGCUCAGAGCAUGAGCAAAGUGAGCUUGCAUCUGCCCAAAAGCCCUGUCAAUACCUGCAUUUUACAAAAUGGCUACUGUGUAAAGCUCUGAGUCAAUAAUCUGUGAAGCGUGCUCACAAUUAGAUAAUUGUUCACCAUUAACUUCUUCAAGAGAUGGUCUCUCUGCAGUAACGUGCAGAAUCCUGCCCAAAUAGCUGUUUCAAUGCUAAAUCUUUUCAAUCCAACUGUAAGGCCUACCUGCUCCCAAAUCCUAGCAAACUGUGCAAUCUCACCUGUGGCAAUGUAUUGGAAACACACUGCAAGAUUUCUGUUGAAGAAAGAACUAUAUCAUAAGCAAUGCCUUUAUUGAGAGAAUGUGUUCACUCAGCACCCCCAAAAGACCCACAAGGAGGGUAAGAGCAAUGUAUUAAAGACAAUAAAAUGUUUGAUUGAAUGACAGAUGAAGAUCUGAAAUGGUGAGGAUAUCUUCAGUUCAUGUUAGAGAUGCGAUCUUGUAUUCAGCAAAGGAUGUGUGACUGUUAUAUGUUAACUGUUCUAUUCAGUUUUCAGCAUGUUUGAAUAGAGAGAUGUUAAUAUUAACCAUAUGACAGACUAGCGUAUUAUUUGUUAAGAGUAUCAUUUCAGAUCCUGUUGAAACUGUCAUGGUUUACAGAGGAAAAGAAAAAGGUUUUUAAACAUCUAAAUAGGUAGCCUUGAUGUGAAGUGUGUUUCUCUAAUGCAACUGUUUUCCCCCAUGGACCCUCCUACUUUACAGUGAAUGGGACAACAUUUUCUCUGAGGUCUGCCAAUUAGUUUCGUAGAGGGCACAAAAGAUUCCUUAAAGUUGCACUGAAACAGCUGAAAUGGUAGGGCAAAUUUUGCUUUACUUCUGAACCUUAUGGUCCCAUUGAACUCAGCAGAUCAGAAGGGAUGUAUGAGUGUGAAACGUAGUUUAUUCCUAAAAUUGCAUCUGUUCCUAGCCUUGGAAACAGACUGUAAUCUGCCUAAAAGAGGCUCUGAACUCCAUCAUUUACCUGUAACAUAAUUAAAAAUUAUAUCUGACCUAUGAAGUUCAAGUGUAGUCUGGUGUGAAAACUCACACACACAGUGCUACACUCGAGUAAACUGGGAGAACAGCUAAUUAAAUGGAGUUGAACUUUCUCUGAACUGAGCAGAUGAAGCCUGCAUCUAUUCAGUGUAAUGCUGGGGAGCAGAAUUAUGAGAGCAAUGUUUUGAUUUUUUCUUCUUCUUCUUCAAAACAGUCCAAAAUAACCCUAAAAAGCAGUAGAACAAUCCCAACAUUUGAAGUAGGAAAUGUGGGUGAGUAUGGGCACAUCUCAUGUCAUCAAACACUGAAAAACUCUUCAGUACAUCCGUAUUACCCAAAGCUGAAAUGUUUUAAUUCUUGAGGGAUCACAUUUAGGUAAACAAACAUACCAGUGAAGAAAGCUCUUCCACAUGCUUUUGGUAUCUAGUCACCUAGCCAAGCUCUCAGCUGCGGCACUCAGUGCUGAUACAUUAAGGACAUAUUAGUCAUGUCCCAAGUCUCUCCUACUCGAUGUCCAAUUUAGUGUCCUGAAGCUUAGUAGCCUAUCACAAGGUGCAGGGACUUUACAUGGAUUUCUGGAGCUGUCUUCAUUCUGCAUAUGAAAAUCAGACUCAUGGCAGUGUGCAAACACCCUCACUACACGCAGUACAAGGUUUGUUGGCCAAGUGCUUGGCUUGCCACAUCAAUCCUUUUACAAGGGCUGAAUACCAGGCUGAAUACCAUUGACUGGGCCCCAACAGCAAUGAACUUAGCACCACUUAAAUGUAGCUGAUUCUAAUGUUAUUUAUCAAAAUCCUCUGAAGAACCUGGUGUAAAUUUGGGGAAAAAAAGAAAAAAAAAAAAAAAAAAGAAUGAGACUAUGGCAUGUGUAUGAUCAAGCAUGUACUAGCUCCUGAAUCAAAACAUUCAACUAGAUAAUUCAUGUCUACUUCUCAUGUAGGGAGGAAAAAAAAAUGGAUUCCUCUUCCCAAAUCAUCCCCAGAUUCCUUCAGUCUAAUUUUGAAUGUUACUUGAGCUCUUAAAAAGAAGUUAUGAAAAUGAAUACCAAAGAAGAGCUCUUUCAGAGGCCUAGCUGUAGCAAAUGAAAUUAAAGCUUGAAGGAGCAGACCCAGAAUAAAAACCGUUUUUGAAAAGGGCAUAAAUAUCAAUUGCCUUUCAAUAAAAUACAAUUUCCCUGUAAACUGUUUUUCCCUUGGGAAAACAAUGAGUUUAUAUGAGUGAUUUGUUAUCUUGGCAUGAAUUAAAAAUGUUCAUCUUCAAGCAGAUUGGGAAAAAGCAAAUAUUUAGUAUAGAUUUUUCAGCUUUAAAAAACAAAGAUCAAUUCAUAGAGUAAUAUUGUUCUUUAUCUUGCUGAAAAUAUAGGGGGAUGCACACUUUCUUCUUUGUGUGCUGUGUUAUUACUGCAAAUUGACAGCAAGAUUAUGCUCCCUUUGUUUUGAUGUCUACACACGUGAAAACAACUGGGACACUCACUUUUAGUCAUGGCACCUCCAAAUCAUCGUUAUCAAACAGGAUUUUUGUAUUUUAAGUAACAAAGUUCACGCAUGAGAUAAAAAUGGCACAGCUAUUACAGCAGUAAACUUAUUCAUGAGGUGUUUUUCAUUUUUAUUACACAGCAGUUAGUGGAUUGGGCCACAGAGAUUGGUAGUUUCUUGUAAGAAAUAUGGUCACAGGGCGUAUCGCUGGCAGUGGGAAGCCAACACUGAACCCAGAGCUGGGGAAACCUGCAGUGGAGGAGGAAGCAGUCGUCCCCAGUGCAUGCUAUGCAGUGUAAAGGGGCUUUCAUCUCAACAGUAAAAACCCAUAUAGUGUUUUAUCUGUUGAAACUGCCAGAAAAACCUUACAUUAAUUUAUUAACAACCACGUUAGUAAUACUUGAUGAAAGGAAAAGGGGCAGAAAUUCCCACAUUGUUAGUACUUUUAUCAUUCACUUGAACAAAGGUAAUAAUGUUUUGAUUUGUUAUUAUUACAGCACCAUUUUCAACAUCUUCAAUAGCGACAGAAUGAUCAUGGUACACUGACAGGAUGCACUCAGCCUUAUUUCCUUGAAAGGAUUUAGCACCACCCUCUUUGGUCAGCAGUCCUAUAAAAGGGGAGUGAUUUCCCAGGACCCCAAAUGGCUGUUCUUGUGAAAUUUUUCCCCGAUAUAAAAAUAAACAGCGGAACAACCUACAGGUGUUUGGUUGGUUGGUUUUUGUUCUAUGAGGGGACAGUUAUAGGUAUAAUGAAGAGCUUUUUACUGAUGACUGAAGAAUGUAAAUAAAGUAUAGGACCUAAUGUAUGUAAGUGGCAUGGAAAUUCUCUAUUUGUACUAUAGCUUUUAGUAAUAUAUUUGAAAAGUAAUAUAUUCUCUAACACUGCCAGGAGCAGACCUACAUGCAAUUUGUACUUAUUUUUCCUUAACGCUGACCGUGGGCUGUACUACAUCAGUAUAGUGACAGGGCAUCUUGUCCUUCUUCCUUGCUCUUGCAUUGCAAGGCCCACUUCUGUGCUGUCUCGUAGCUUCAGAUGUCACUGAAUUUAAAGUAUUCAGCAUCUUUAUUCACGUUCAAUUUUACUUUAUCAUUGGAAUCAAGAAUAAAAUUUACAGCCUAACCUCUGGGACAGUAGGACAGCUACCAAAUAAAUUUAAGGCCUAAAACCUUCAAAAUUCUAGACAUGUCCAUUUGCAUGCUGUAAGUAGCCCUUGCAGGAGAAGUCUCCCUCAAGAGAGGAUUUGUGCAGGCUGUGCUGCAGGGUGCUUCCCUGCCUUUCCUUCACAGCUACCAGCUCCCAGCAUUUCCAGUCACCGAGUCAGCGGUCCUCUUCGGGUUUCUUUGUCCGUACAUUAACUCCCACUGCUUGUGUGCUUAUGAUACAAAGUACUGCCGCUUGUCUGACUGACAAGCCUGAUAUUCAGGUGGCCAAAGGUGAACAUAAAGAACAGCCAGCCACAGGUCAGGCAGAGACAGCGGUUCCCUUCUCCCACUAAGCUCCAUGAUAAAUCCUUUUCUUUUAGUUUCAAGUCCUCUGGUGUUUUCCCAUGAAUUAACACCUCGACCACUUGCAUGUUGUUGCCUAUGAAGGAUGAAUGGCUUGGCAGUAGGAGUAGUGGUCAGCACUUGUUCUGGGACUAUUAGCAGUGCAAGCAGGACCAGAAGCCUCUGAUCCCUGCAGAGUUCCAAAGACCAGAAGCCAUCUGAAGUGAAGCUUUCUGCCUCUGAUUCACACUAAAAUGUCUCCAAAGGUUAAGACCCCUAGCGUACACUACAUUAAAUAACAUAAUGCAAAUAAUGCCAAAGCUUAUAAAACAAUCAAAAGAGUUAUAUGGCAAACACUGUUUUAAGUACAUCUCGUUUUGAUGUGGAUAGAAUAAGCUCUUAGUUGUGUAAAUAUUUGGAAAGUAAGAAUACGCAUAAGAGUACAAGAAUACAACAAGAAUGCAAAUAACAAUUAAUAUGCCAAAAGGUCUAAAAUAGGUAGGACGUUUCACUGGCUAUGGCACAGCUUUUUCCACAGGAGAGGAGGAAUGGAUUUUGAGUCAUGGUAGGACAACAUCUGAGAAGCUUACCUCAGUUUCAUUUCUCUCUGAGAUCUCUCAUAUGUAAGUGAAAUUUUAGUCAUCUGCACUAGAUCAUUUUGGAGGUUUCUGAGGAUUUGGGUCAUGGUUUGAAAUGAGCUGUUACUCACAAUUUAGCUGGAGCAAUUCAAGUGGAAAUGCCACUGUCCAUAAGGAUAAUUUCUGAACAGUAUUAAAGCAGUUUGAUUCCAACUAACUUCAUUUUUUAUACUUCAUUUCAUGUUAUCCUUGAUUAUUGCAUAGGUGAAUUUGCUUCCAAACUCUUCUUAGAGUUGUCAUCAUAAAUCGGGUUUUAGCAAAGUAGCUGGUUCUGAUCCUUUAACUUCAGUUCUGACCUUGGUCUGAAGUGUUCCUGUUACAGAACGGAGCUGGGUCUUGCAGUCCAAAAUUAUGUAUGUGUACAAGCAAAAAUCUCCAUCUCAUUCUGCAGCAACUGUUUGCAUUAGCAUCCAAGCACAGAUGGUGUGAGAGGGCUGCCAUGUUGAUCUUCUUGUAUUAUUGGUUUUGUUUAUAUUUUAAAUAUAGAUUCUAUGCUGUUUGUCUGUAUUUUAUAUAGUGAAACAGUGAAGAUAAGUCAGCCUGUCUGCAUUUUCAUCUCAGCUAACUAUGGCAGCUUUUCUCCCAAAGCCGCUCAGGAGACUAACUCUUUGAAAUUCUGACCUCAGAGAGAAUUGAUACCCCAGCAGGUGAGGAUUAUUCUGAGCAGGUUUUGUCUAUGUGUAUGAUUAUCUAGACUUUCUUUCAUCUUAAUAAACUUACUUUCUUCCAAGUAAAGCGCUAAAAAAAAAUUUAAAUACUAUAAACAGUGAAGCAAAGCUAAGGCAAGAGAUGUUCUCUGUCUCCUCUGCAGAGGGGACAGGGGUUAAGUAAGGGCUCACUACCAGAAACCUUUCCACUAGUAUGGUAAUAUUUUCACACGUUGUUAAUGCCAAAAUGGCUCUGUAGGGUUUGGUCACAUGCAUUUGCAGACUGUGCCAUGCAUGUAAACUGGUAGCCUGUUCUAAAUUGUCAAUGGUCUGUAGCAUCUCAGAAAGGACUUUCCCAUUAUGAUCCUCGCUAAGGACAGCAUGCAACUUGCAGUUCAGUUUCAUUUGACUAAUAGACAUUUCUGGUGAAGAGGCAGCAGUGACACCCUAUUGCUGGCUGUCACACAAAGCCCCACAUCGCUUGCUGGCAAGACAAUCCUCCCCUCAGGCUUGCUGGCAGUGCUCUGUGCUGAGACGAGAGCACGCUCGCAUCCUGCAAGCUUCACCCCUUGGUCAGGCAAGGAAUAAACACUGCAUUUCACAGUAGAGGAGGCUUCCUAAGCUAAAUGUGAGCAUCUGUCCCAGGACUGAGAAAAAAGGG